Enterobius vermicularis (human pinworm) is the source of this 2841-nucleotide messenger RNA. Lineage: Eukaryota; Metazoa; Nematoda; Chromadorea; Rhabditida; Oxyuridae. The record is from the annotation of a GenBank genome assembly.
AUGCCGACUGUAUUGCCGGGUAAACCGGGUAGUCUCAAGGAUCCAGCCUUAUCUGCACUGUUUUCGACCAAGGAUCCUGAGCAGAGAUUCGAGGAUUUACGUGAAAUUGGUCAUGGGUCAUUUGGGGCUGUCUUCUUUGCGCAAGACAAGGAGACGAAUGAGACGGUGGCAAUCAAAAAAAUGGCUUUCAGCGGAAAGCAAGCAGCUGAAAAGUGGAGCGAUAUUGUUAAGGAAGUAACUUUUCUGAAAAAUGUAUCACACCGAAACAUCGUAGAUUAUCGCACAUGUUACUUGAAAGAACAUACUUGUUGGCUGGUCAUGGAGUAUUGUAUUGGUUCUGCGGCUGAUAUUGUUGAAGUGCACAGGCGACCUUUACGAGAGGCUGAAAUAGCUGCAAUAAUCGAUCAGACGCUAUGCGGCUUAGAAUAUCUUCAUAACAUAGGCCGAAUUCAUAGAGAUGUGAAAGCUGGAAAUAUAUUGUUAACAGACACUGGGGUUGUGAAAUUAGCUGACUUUGGAAGUGCUUCUAUUGUUUCACCUGCGCAAAGCUUUGUUGGAACUCCUUACUGGAUGGCACCUGAAGUUAUUCUAGCAAUGGAUGAAGGUCAUUAUGAUACUUCGGCAGAUGUCUGGUCACUGGGGAUAACAUGUAUUGAAUUAGCUGAAAGGCGGCCUCCAUUAUUUAAUAUGAAUGCCAUGUCGGCUUUGUACCAUAUUGCUCAGAACGAUCCUCCUAAACUGUCUACUAAAGUAGUAGAAGGAGCUGUUCCGUGGUCCGAAGACUUUAGAUCGUUUGUCGAUGGAUGUUUGAAAAAAAGUGCUAGUGAAAGGAUGUCUACUUCAAGAUGCAGAGAGCAUGUUUUUGUUAGCCAUGGCAACAGUGAAACUGUGUUACUUGAGUUAAUAGCAAGAACAAAAGCUCUUGUGAGUGAUCUCGACAACUUCCAGUAUAGAAAAAUGAGGAAACUUAUUUAUCUAGAUGAACAACAACUUUGCGCAGCAGCUGAUGGAAAUUCGUUAUCUGAAAAGCAUGGACUUGAUGACGAUUACAUAGCUGUUGGAGGUUCGGCUAGUUCACGUUCUAAUUCAGUUUCUUCAUUUCAAUCUUUGCAUUCUGAUAUUGGUGCUUUGUCUGAAAGAUCCAGUAAUCGGAAAGCUAGACCUCCUAUUCCUUCGCACAUGGUUACUUCCCCAUCGGCCACGAAUGGUAACGAAACGAGUGAAGAGAAUAGGACAGUUAUUCGAGUUGGCGACGAAGAUGCGUCUCUCUCUGAGUUAUCAUCGCAACGCAGUGAAUCUUCUCUAGCUCCUGAUCUCCAAACUUUUGCUUCUCCUUUUGUACAGCCAAAUUCAAAUCGUUCUGCUACUGAAGUGGCGACUUUGCGGAGGUCUAAGUUUGAAACGCUUAGAACAACGAAACUCAUAUCGAAGGAGAUGGAAGAGUAUAGUAGGGAAAAUAAUAUUUACGAACAAAUGAGUGGUUAUAAACGGCUGCGGCAGCAACAUCAUAAGGAAUUGAAACAACUUGAAGAACGCUGCAAUCUCGAAACUGAAGCUUUGAAAAAUAAGAUUGCGCGAGAAUAUGAGCAGUUAAUCAGUACUCUUGGCAAAGAACUUCAACGUGCCCGCAAUAGUCAUAACGCAGAGAAGGAUAAGAAAAGCCGGGAGCACGAUGAGGUUGAGAGGAAAAUGAGAAGACACAUGCUGGCACAACAAGAAGCGGAACUGAAAGCUUUUACAAACGCUCAAAAAAAGGAAUAUAAACAUAAUAAAGAAAAAGCAAAAGCUGAGUUGAGAGAACGUUACACCACACGUAAUCUUUAUGAAAAUGCUAUGAAAGAAGUCAAGAGCACUUUGAACGCGCAGAGGUGUGACGCAGAAGCGAUAAAAGUUCGCGAGCAGAAGAUUGCUUUUGAUGCUGAAAUUCGUCGCCUUCGGCGUAAUCGGAUGAUGUCUUUACAUUCUUUGACGACUAGAAUAACAACCGAUGAAUUAAAUUUGCAAGCGAAGCAGCUGGAAACAAAUCACGCUAUGUCAAGAAAACAUUUUGAACAAACCAAAGACCUUGAGGUGGCACACCUUAAUGAUAUUCAUCACCUAAAAAAACGCCACUUAGAAAUACAACAUGAAGCUGAAACAAACAACCAGAUGCAGUACAAUCAGCGAGCAACUGAGGAGCUGGCUAAACGUCACGCCUUGCAGUCGAAACAACAACCUAAGGAGUUGAAGUCGAAAGAGUUGAUGAUUAGGAAGCAGUACAGGCAAGCUGUUAAAACUCAGUUAAGGCAGAGCAAGGUUCUUCAGUCUCAGAUUUUGAAUUCCAUACCCAAAGGCGAACAUAGAGAUAUGAUAGCAAAGCUUAAAGACGAACAGAAGCGUAAAUUAGCUAUACUUGCAUCGCGCUAUGAGACUACAAUUGAGAGUAUGGUACAGAAUCAGACGGUGAAAUUGGAAUCUUGGCAGGAGGAUGAAGCAAAGUCUUUGAACGAGAAAUUGGAGAAGGAGUUGUCUAUGCUUAAAGCUUUCCAAACCAAACAGAGGACGGAUUUGGAGAGUACUUGUGAUCGAGAGCAGAAACAGUUAAAGGAGUCAGUGACAUCAAGAAGGAACCUUUUAGAAGAAAAACUGGAAGCUGAGCGAGAUGAUUUUGAAAAGAAACGUCGAGAAACAUUGAGUCUUCUGGAAGAGAAACACAGGAGUGAAGUAGAGGCUUUUGAAGAUCCUAACAGGUUGUCUUCUUAUGAAGCUCCUUCUUUAUCUUCUGCAAGUUCGUCUCACUUUAAUUCUCUUUCGGGCUUCCGUGUCCUUUCAUCAAGUCUCCAUUCACUUACAACUUCCUGA